UGAUAUGAUAUCUUACAAAAGCGGAGACUGAACAUUGUAUUUCCCGUCACAUGAUAUCCACCGACAACGCUAAAUGUGUUUGAUGAGUCAAUUUUCUGUGUUGAAGUAGCGGGAAAGGUUAGUUAUUAUCCGUGGAAAUGUGGUUGCUGAGACCUAUAACUAACGGAUACACCGUGCUGGUUGGUUGCUGUUUACAUUCUGCUGGAUUCAGAUCCGAUCGGACGCAGAUUAUGGAAUUGUAGGAAUUCCAUAAUCUGAAAUCAUAAUAGGAAUUGUAACAGGGGAUUAGUUUUGUAUUAGGAGUGAUUGCCCUUAUGACACCCUCACAGGCCUAGUAUGGGCGAGAAGACCAGUUCCUGUCUGUGGACUUCUGUGCCUCAGAUUUCUCCUGCACCAUGUAACCGCUAUAAGCAUGCUAUUUGUGCUUACAAUGGGAACGUAUACCUGCUCGGAGGUAGAGGGAAGCACUCAUUAAAAGAUUUCUGGAAAUACUCUGUGGUAUGUAACAAGUGGGUAAAGUUGGACUGUGAUGAUGACAAUGCACCUGACGAAUUGGAGGAACACAGCAUGGUGCCUAAUCAGGGUGUCCUCUAUGUUUUCGGAGGCUUGAGGGAUUCAGCAUAUUCUGACUCAAAAACACCUCUCUGGUUGUUUGACACAGCUAAAGAACACUGGUUCUACAUAGAAGAGCAAAGUCCACUUUCUCAGAAUGUGGCACCAUCCAACAAAAAGGGACACAGUGCUGUUGUGUUGGGAUCCUGUAUGUUCAUUUAUGGUGGAUACAUCGACAUGCGAGGGACCUCACAGGAAUUCUGGAGAUUUGACAUGGACUCCAGGUUAUGGUCACUCUUGAGUAUUGAACAAGUGGGUCCUGGACCUCGGCAUAGCCACUCUGCCAUAACCCACCAGAACUAUAUGUACCUGUACGGUGGUCUGCAAGGUCUGAAGGAGCAGAGGGACCUAUGGAGAUGGAGCUGCCACAGCCAUACAUGGACCUGCAUCAGUACCUCCUCAGGACCCUCUAAACUGAUGGGCCACUCAGCUGCGGUGUACAAGGACAGCAUGCUGCUCUUUGGUGGAGGAGAGACCCAGACUGCUCCCACUAACUGCCUGUGGAGUCUCAAUCUUACCACACUAAUGUGGGAGAGGCUGCUUUCAUUGCCUGGAUCCACUGCUCCAUGCCGGAUUCACCACCGCUGUGUUGGUCUUGGCCCUAAAUUCCAGCCCAAACCACCAAAUAAUACCAGUAAUAAAGAACUCUCCAUAUCAAAAAGCAAGGACAGCACAUUCAGACCCUUCAAGAACAAGUGUUUCCCUUCCAGUCCCUUAAAGCAGCAGCCUGAUGAGGACAUAGAGCUACAGAAUCUGCAUGUGAGCUUAAAAAGUACUAAGACAUAUGGGAACUGCCUCACCUUUGAAAACCAAUUUGUACAAGGAAACAGGGACAAUGAGCAUUCAGAAAAUGAAACAGAGGACACUAUGGAGGUCCCAAUGCCUGACUUGCUGCUCAUAUUCGGAGGUAAACCUCUAAAAGACCAAGCUGCCAUUUCGGUGUGGCAAAUGACUUUGGGAGAUAGCUGAGAGAGGGUGAAAAGUUCUAUAGAAGCAAAUGCUACUUUCUCAGAGAGAGAGAGAAAAAAAAUAGACUUAAUUGUCCUAUAUGAGGACAUACUUAUCGUUUUUACUGCUGGUACACUAGUGGCAUUCUGAUUUAUUAAUCUGAUUUAUAUAUUACCAUAUAUUGGGGGUUUGAAUGGGGGUUCAAAUACCGACUCCUCCCUGUGUGCACAGAGUUUUCAUUCGUAGCUUGGGGGUUUCCUCCAGGUACUUUGGCAUUUCCAAAUUGUCCGUAGUGUGUGAAUGUGUGUGCAGUUGUGCCCUGCAAUGGGGUGGCACCCUGUCUAGGGUGUCCCCUGCCAAGUUCCCUGUGAUAGGAUAAGUGGUAUGAAAGAUGGAUGGAUGGAUGGAUGGAUACCAGUCAUGGUCAUGGUGGAGCCGGAACCCAUCACAAUAUUACUGGGGGACCUGUGGGAGGAUUCACCCAGAAUUCACCCCGGAUGGGAUGCUUGUCCAUCACAAGGCACCUUACACACAUUCUCAUACUCGUUCACAAUCAAGGGCAAAACCAAUUCACCUAUUGGCAUUUUUUGGGAGAUUGGAGGAGACCAGAGAUCCCAGAGGAAACUUACAUGUGCUGUACAUGUUCACCCUUAUGCUGUACAUAUCUUUGCAUCCACUGUAUCAUGUUUUUGCAGAUUUUCCUCAGCAUAUUUGGGUUGACACAUUUGCUUAACAUAUUCCCAUUAAUUCCUGACUUUUUGGACUCUCUGUAGAUCACAUAAUUAGAUUAACUUUGUUUUCUUUACAGUGGUAACAAACACCCAAGUUCAGCAUGUUCACAGUAUGAUGAGACCUUUUCUUGUUUAUAGAACAUACACAGAUAUGUGUAUGCCUUGUGAAUUAUGAAUGAACAUUUUAGACACAAGCUACCUAAAUUAAACAAAGUAAGCUGUGAUUGAAAA
Molecule: messenger RNA, 2522 nt
Organism: Ictalurus punctatus (channel catfish)
Lineage: Eukaryota; Metazoa; Chordata; Actinopteri; Siluriformes; Ictaluridae
Gene: klhdc3l
Product: actin-fragmin kinase
Exons: 8
Coding region: 337-1581 (414 amino acids)
Cellular component (GO): Golgi apparatus; cytoplasm
Molecular function (GO): protein binding; chromatin binding
Source: RefSeq, a predicted model, not a curated record